GCGAGAAUCAUCUCCCGCCAGAACUUGCAGGACUGUCACGAGAUUGUACAAAAUGUAAUGUUGCGUGCGUCCUCGUGUUGACAAACGUAAUUUACAGGAAGGAUAAUGGACGAUUCGCAGGCAUCUACUUCUGGCAGGUCCAGACGUCAGAAGACCGAUAGGACCGGAAGGUUUUCUGCCUUGGAAAGACUGAAGGAAGCUCGAAGUGGCAAACGCAAGUAUGAGGUUGAAGAGAUAAACAAUGUUUACGACGAGGUAGACGAAAAGGAAUACAGUAAUGAAGUUUUAAAACGCCAACGGGACGAUUGGAUAGUCGACGAUGGAGAAAGUGGUUAUGUCGAAGACGGAAGGGAAAUUUUUGACGAUGAUAUGGAUGAAGAGAGCAUUCAGGAAGCCAGAAAACAGAGGCAUAACAUGGCUGGCCCCAGAAAGAGAAGGAAGGAAGAGGACAAGAAGAAAGGGGAUAUUCAAAGUAUGAUUAGGAAUAUGCCUUCCAAGAAGGACGCUAAAGUCGUUCAGACCAAAGACGAUGAUAUUUUGGGAGAAUUGCUCAACGAGAUUUCUGUGAAUAAAAAGACAGCCAAUAGUCCUAAGCCAGGAGGCAACAGGAACAAAUUUUGCCAUACAGUUCACUCUAACGCUGCGCAAACGUGCCAGUCUUUGUCUACAACUCAAACAGCAGCUGAUAAAGUAAUAUCUGAAAAGCCAGGGGAGAAAAUUGUAUUAGAAUCCGCUAGUACUGUGCCAAGUGACAGCCAGAGAAUUGAGGAUGACGAUACCGCAAUGUUUGAUGCACCGCAGAAGAGGAUUAGUAAGCCAGCGGAAUCGAGUAACUGUUCAAAGGUCGAAAACGAGUCGAAGCCAGAAGAUCGAAAUAUGAGAAAAGCAUUGGAGUCCAAUAAUGUCGAGCAGAGUGCGAGUCAGAUUAUUGAGGAUGAUAAUAGUCCUACGAUGGAUCUUAGCGAAUGUGUUGGAGAUCUAUCCACAAUAGAUUUUGACGAUGGGAGCAUGGACAUGGACUUUUCAUCGUCGACGAAGAACGUUAAAUCUCAAAAGAACGGGAUAGAUGUACAGAAUGCUGCAUGUAAAGCUUCCGUCAAAAGUAUGAAUGUUGGUAAUGCCGUUGACUUGAUGGAGGUAGCGCCGCAAUUAAUCAAAACGAAAGAUGGGGAGGAGGUAUUUAAGUUCUACUAUCUGGACGCUUACGAAAACCCUUACAAGAAUCCUGGGACUGUGUAUCUUUUCGGCAAGACCUAUGUGGCAAGUCACGAUACGUUCUGCUCGUGUUGCGUUAUGGUUCGUUCAAUACCAAGACGAGUCUAUCUCUUACCGAGAAAAUAUAUAAAAAACACGGACUCGCAGUUGACGACUAUGUUGGACGUCCUUAACGAGUUUCAUAAAUAUACCGAUAAAAUGGGUAUAAUGGGGUACAAGUCUAAAGAGGUGAGGAAGCAUUAUUCCUUUGAAAAGAAGGGCACGCCGAAAACUUGCGACUACUUGGAAGUCACAUACAAUGCAAGCUAUCCAGCAAUAGAUCCUGAUUACUCCGGUCCGGCAAUAGAACGCGUUUUUGGUACAACCGUGAAUGCGUUGGAGUUAUUACUGAUAGAACGAAAGAUUAAAGGACCUUGCUGGUUAGACGUUAAGAAUGUAUCGCCCACUGCAGGACGAUUUGCGUGGUGUCCGCAGAUAGUGGUUACUUCGGACAUGAGCAAUAUAUCCCUGUGUUCCGAAGAGAAGGCUAAGCCUCCAAUGGUGAUAGCGACGCUGAAUGUGAGAAUGUCUUUGAACGCAAAGUUGCAGAACGAAGUAGUGAUGGUUGUUGUGCUAAUUCAUCAUAAGUACAAUGUUGAUAAAGAACCACCAAAACCGCCUUAUGAGCGUCAAAUUUGUUUUGUCACACGUCCGCGAGAUACCCCGUGGCCGCGACAAUUUCGCGAUACUUCCCUGAAAAUCCCAGCUACCGAAGUAUUAAAAUACGAAACUGAAAGCGAGUUACUCGAAGAGCUGUUAACUUUUAUGCAGAAAGCGGAUCCCGAUUUAAUAAUAGGCUACGACUGUGCAUUUCAAUUUGACGUUUUGAUGCAGAGAAUGUUUACAUUGAAAGUACCCAAUUGGAACAGAAUGGGAAGAUUAAAAUCAACUACUCCUCCCUUAUUUCGGGGGAAAAUAAUCCUUAAUCAAGCAUUCGUCGGUCGUCCGAUUUGUGAUAUACAAAUUUCGGCGAAGGAAUUGAACUUAAAAGUCAGAAGUUAUGAUCUGCAAUCACUUUGCAGUGCAGUAUUAAGGACAAAGGAACACGAAUGUAAAGAGGUCACGCCAGUGGAAACUCCAUCAUUUUUCAAUACAGCGGACAAACUAAUAAAUCUAAUGCACGUAACGUUGAAAGAAGCAAAAAACAUUAUAGCUAUAGUGAUGGACCUCAACGUUAUACCGCUCGCACUUCAAAUUACUUGUUUAGCAGGUAAUGUUUUAUCAAGGACGUUGCUAGGCGGAAGAGCGGAAAGGAACGAGUAUCUAUUGCUGCAUGCUUUUAAUUUGAAAGAUUACAUAAUGCCGGAUAAAAGAAUUGACAAGAAGGGGCGAGACGAUGACGGCCCGCGUAGGAAAGCUGCAGCGUACACGGGAGGCCUCGUACUUGAUCCGAAGAAAGGUUUCUACGAUAAAUUGGUGCUGCUGAUGGACUUUAAUUCCCUGUAUCCGAGCAUUAUACAAGAAUACAAUUUGUGUUUCACCACCGUGCCUGGUGCGGCGUACGCAGACGUCGAGCAAUUAAAUAUUCCCGAGUCAAAUCUGGAGCCAGGCGUGAUCCCAACGGAGAUUUACAAGUUAGUUAAAAGCAGACAGCAGAUCAAGCAGCUCAUGAAAACGCCGAAUUUAUCGCCGGAGCAGAAAAUGGAUUACCAUAUCAGGCAAAUGGCGUUGAAACUCACAGCUAAUUCUAUGUACGGGUGUUUGGGGGCAACGCAUUGUCGAUUUUACGCCAAAGGUCUCGCGGCUCUGAUAACAGCCAAGGGUAGAGAGAUUUUGGAGGAUACGAAGCGCUUGGUCGAGAAACUGCAAUAUGAAGUAAUUUAUGGCGACACCGAUUCUCUGAUGAUAAAUACCAACAUUUUGGAAUACGAUGACGUUUUCUUGAUCGGCAGAAAGAUUAUGCGCGAAGUUAACAACCGAUACAAGAAAGUUGAAUUGGAUAUCGAUGGAGUAUUCCGAUAUCUAUUACUUUUGCAGAAGAAGAAAUACGCUGCCGUUACGAUGUCGAAAUUAUCAAAUGGCCAAAUACAAAUGGCUCAGGAGCACAAGGGUCUGGAUAUUGUGAGAAGAGAUUGGUGUCCGUUGGCCUGCGACACUGGAAAAAAAAUUUUGGACGUACUUCUCUGCGAUCAGUCGGGCGAAACGCGUUUGGAACAAGUCGUGCAAAUUCUGCAAAACAUCGCGACAAGUGUAAAGGAGGGAACAGCGCCGCUGUCAUCAUUCGUUAUCACUAAACAAUUGUCGAAAAAUCCAGAUGCGUAUCCAGAUAAAAAGCAAUUGUCUCACGUUAUGGUGGCACUCAGACUCAACAAAGCUGGUGGUCGGAUGUGGAAAGCCGGUGACACGCUGCCAUAUGUUAUAUGCGAGGAUGGAACCGAUGCGAGCGCGACAGAACGAGCGUAUCACAUCGACGAAGUGAAGAAUAAUGAGAGAUUAAAAGUGGACGUUAAUUACUAUCUGUUGAGUCAAAUAUUUCCUGUGGUGUUGCGAAUUUGCGACCCAAUCGAGGGUAUCGAUGACGUCUUCUUAGCCAACAAUUUAGGUUUACAAUUCGUUUACAAGCCUAAGGCGAUUGCUUGCGAGGCAAGCCUCAACUUACCGCUGGCUAUCAAUGACGACAGGUUCAACAAUUGUCUUCCUUUGACAUUUAAGUGUAAAAGUGAGCGCUGUAAUACGGAAAUAGUAAUUAAGGAUACCGUUACAGAAUUUCAUUCUGGUCGACAAUUAUCACUUAGCAUGUGUCCCAAUCAGGACUGUAAAUUACCACCUUGGAAGUAUGCAAAAGUGAUACAAAAUGUAGUUCAACUUGCCAUGAGAAAAGUAAUUAGCAAGUACUAUAGUGGCUGGUUGGAAUGUGAAAAUCCACUUUGCUCCUACAGAACGCGGCAAUUGCCAUUAGAUUUUGCGAAAAAGUUCCCAGAUUGUCCAGUGUGUAAGGACAUUUCCAUGAGUCGAGUUUAUUCUGGGACAGAUCUGUACAAUCAGUUGUAUUAUUAUCAUAAAAUGUUGGACAUUACUCAACCAGCUUACAAACAUCUGUUGUCUCAGUGCCCACGGGAUAUGAUUGCCGCGUACAACACAUUGAAAGAGGCGGUUGACCGACAAUUAAAGCGUAACAAGUUUUCAUGUGUAAAUCUCACAGGAAUAUUCAGCAGUGCCAGUAUCAAUUCCGCGGGAAUGUUUGUCAGUGCUGGUUCGCGGGAGGAUUUCGACGAACUGGGAGAUCUGUCCGAUGACACGGAUAAAGAAGUUUAAAGAAGAAGCAGCCAAGGA
Molecule: messenger RNA, 4527 nt
Organism: Vollenhovia emeryi
Lineage: Eukaryota; Metazoa; Arthropoda; Insecta; Hymenoptera; Formicidae
Gene: DNApol-alpha180
Product: DNA polymerase alpha catalytic subunit
Exons: 21
Coding region: 106-4509 (1467 amino acids)
Biological process (GO): leading strand elongation; lagging strand elongation; DNA replication
Cellular component (GO): alpha DNA polymerase:primase complex
Molecular function (GO): purine nucleotide binding; chromatin binding; single-stranded DNA binding
Source: RefSeq, a predicted model, not a curated record